GGUUAAACAGUGAAAAGUGUCUGGAUUAAAGAGAAGCAGCAGUUGUGGGCUGUGUCCCACUGAGCACCUCCCUCUGACCCAGCUGCUCAAACUGGCUGAGGACACACCAGUCCAGCACCUCUGCUCCUUCCAGAUGACACUGGAACCAGGGAGAGUUUGGAUUUAAACAUGAGACACAUGGAAGAGAACAGCUUCGACCUCCGUGCAGACGUGAUCACCACGAUCCUAAAUAACGAAUGGGCAUGACGGUACGGGCCAAGCUGAGGGUGUAGCCACAUCUGGUAGAGAGCUGAACUGAGCAGGACUCUCAGUCCGAACGACCCGCUGCAGCAGAGAAGAUGGGUGAGGUGGAGGAGGAGAGCGACAAUGUGGGGAAGCUAUUUGAGAGCUUCAUCCAGGCCUCGACCUGUAAAGGAACACUUCAGGCCUUCAACGUCCUCUGCAGACGUUUGGACCUGGACCCUGCUGAGCACAGAACCUUCUAUGCUGGUCUGAAGGCAAAGGUCACCUCCUGGAAGGCCAAAGCACUGUGGAGCAAGUUAGACAAACGGAUGUCCCAUAAAGAGUACAAGAAAGGCCAAGCUUGUGUGGGCACAAAGUGCCUCAUCAUCGGAGGAGGUCCCUGCGGCUUGCGGACAGCCAUAGAGCUCGCCUUGAUGGGCGCCAAAGUGGUGCUCAUUGAGAAGAGGGACUCUUUUUCGAGGCACAAUGUGCUCCAUUUUUGGCCCUUUACCAUCCAUGACCUGCGGGGCCUUGGGGCCAAAAAGUUUUAUGGAAAGUUCUGUGCCGGAGCCAUAGACCACAUCAGCAUUCAGCAGCUGCAGAUGAUCCUCCUGAAGGUCGCCCUGAUUGUUGCAGUGGAGUUUCACAUAAAUGUGGAGUUUGUCAGGCUGUUGGAACCUCCAGAGGACCAGGAACAUAAAGCGAUCGGGUGGAGGGCUGCAAUCCGACCUGCUGACCAUCCGGUGGCUAACUUUGACUUUGACGUGGUGGUGGGGGCCGAUGGGCGGAGGAAUACACUGGAAGGUUUUAAAAGAAAAGAGUUUAGAGGUAAGCUGGCGAUCGCCAUCACGGCCAACUUCAUCAACAGGAACACCACGGCGGAGGCCCAAGUGGAGGAGAUCAGCGGAGUGGCCUUCAUCUUCAACCAGAAGUUUUUUCUUAACCUCAAAGAGGAGACAGGUAUUGAUCUGGAGAACAUCGUUUACUACAAGGACAACACACAUUACUUUGUCAUGACGGCUAAGAAGCAGAGCCUUCUGGACAAGGGAGCUGUCAUCAAUGAUUACUCCGACACCCAGAUGUUGCUGAGCAGUGAAAACGUCAACCAGGAAGCUCUUCUGACCUACGCCCGAGAGGCUGCUGACUUUGGCACCAACUACAAACUUCCUACUCUUGAUUUUGCCAUGAACCACUGCGGGCAGCCAGAUGUGGCCAUGUUUGACUUCACAAACAUGUACGCGUCGGAGAACGCCGCUCUGGUCAGGGAGAGAUUUGGACACCAGCUGCUGGUGGCGCUGGUUGGUGACAGUCUUCUGGAGGCGUCAGCUGCUGGGACGUUCAGGGCCCUCCUCCUCCCAGUCCCCGGGGCUGCGCCGCCGCCCAGGCCGCCUGCUGCCCGCUGGCUCCGGGAUGACGCCACCUCUCGCUCCGCCCCGGCGCAAACUCGCUCCGUGCGUUCAUUUCAUUCCUGCUCUCAUUCCGAGCAUUCUUCGCAUCUCUGUCAGUGCGCGAAGCGAUUCACCUCCACCUUCCUGGCUGGCCCAGAAACACCCGAAUAA
Molecule: messenger RNA, 1781 nt
Organism: Nematolebias whitei (Rio pearlfish)
Lineage: Eukaryota; Metazoa; Chordata; Actinopteri; Cyprinodontiformes; Rivulidae
Gene: mical2a
Product: microtubule associated monooxygenase, calponin and LIM domain containing 2a
Exons: 10
Coding region: 339-1781 (480 amino acids)
Molecular function (GO): FAD binding
Source: RefSeq, a predicted model, not a curated record